Molecule: messenger RNA, 3029 nt
Organism: Oxyura jamaicensis (ruddy duck)
Lineage: Eukaryota; Metazoa; Chordata; Aves; Anseriformes; Anatidae
Gene: DDC
Product: dopa decarboxylase
Exons: 14
Coding region: 701-2158 (485 amino acids)
Biological process (GO): serotonin biosynthetic process; amino acid metabolic process; catecholamine metabolic process
Molecular function (GO): pyridoxal phosphate binding; aromatic-L-amino-acid decarboxylase activity
Source: RefSeq, a predicted model, not a curated record
CGGCUCCCUCCGUGGGCGGCUGGGCUCCGGGCGGGGGUUCCCGUGGAGCCCGUGGCGCCGGGCUCUCACUGUUUUACGUUCAACAUGGGGAGAUUUGGGGUGUUUUGUUUUAUGAAGGCAGCUGACAGUGGGCUGCCUCCCUCGGCAGCGCCUGCCGUGAAGCACGGGCAGAGCGGUGAGGCUCGGCCGCCAGCCUCCUGCAGGGGACGCGCUGCAAAAUGGCGGCGCUGGCUGAGGGCGCGCUGGGGGCUCCUCAUGAGGAGCGGGGGGCUUCACCUCGGGGCCCGCACAGCGCCCCUGCUUCUUGUCAUGUUCGUACGUUUUCACUUGAGGCUCCCUGGGGAAAUAAGUCACGUAUUACACCCCAAAUACCUGUGCACGGCAGCAAAAUGCAUUCAGCAGCCUUCCUUUUUUCCCUCCUUACUGAGAAAGAAUGGUAAAGCUGAUGAACGUUGUGCAACGCGUCUUAAUGAUUAACUACAAGUUCAGGAUAAGCUCAAUAGCAAUGAAAACCAGGUAGUUACUGGCAAGGGCCGAGAAAUUUUUAGGUACUGCGAUUCCAUAGCUGCUUGAUGUGAUCUUAAUGCAACAAGAAUAUCAGGAAACUACUGAAAGUGCAUGUUUCCAAAGAGGAGUCUGAAAAAGUACUGAGAUCUCCAAAGAGGUUUUCUUUUCUGAUAGUUCCUAAACUCUGAUACCCAUGGAUGCUGCAGAGUUCCGCAAGAGAGGGAAGGAGAUGGUGGACUAUGUUGCAGAUUACCUGGAGAAGAUAGAUAAAAGACAGGUCUUCCCAGAUGUGGAACCAGGAUAUCUGAGGCCCCUCAUUCCGGACUGUGCACCCCAGGAUCCUGAGAGCUUUGAGGAUGUCUUUAAAGACAUUGAGAAAAUCAUUAUGCCAGGGGUGACUCACUGGCACAGUCCAUACUUCUUUGCCUAUUUCCCUGCAGGCAGCUCCUUCCCAGCUCUUCUUGCAGACAUGUUAUGUGGUGGAAUAGGAUGUGUGGGCUUCUCUUGGGCUGCAAGUCCAGCAUGCACAGAGCUCGAGACUGUCAUGCUGGAUUGGCUAGGGAAGAUGAUUAAUUUGCCUGAAGAGUUUUUAGCUGGGAAGGAUGGACAAGGUGGAGGAGUCAUUCAGGGAAGUGCAAGCGAGGCCACCCUGAUUUCACUGCUUGCUGCAAGAACAAAAACUAUUAGGCGGGUGCAGUCAGAAAACCCUGAGCUAACAGAGGCAGACAUCAUGGGCAGGCUAGUGGCCUAUGCUUCUGAUCAGGCUCAUUCAUCAGUGGAAAGGGCUGCGUUAAUUGGUGGUGUGAAGAUUAAAAAUGUUUCUUCAGAUGAUAAAUUUACUGUUUGUGGUUCAGCCCUAAAGAAAGUUUUGGAUGAAGACAAAGCUUCUGGUCUUAUCCCAUUCUUUUUUUGUGCAACACUUGGAACCACACCUUGCUGCUCCUUUGACAGACUGUUAGAACUGGGUCCUAUUUGUAAUAAGGAAAAUGUCUGGAUGCAUAUUGAUGCAGCUUAUGCUGGGAGUGCAUUCAUCUGUCCUGAAUUCAGGCAUCUUUUAAACGGAGUAGAGUUUGCGGAUUCAUUUAACUUUAAUCCUCACAAGUGGCUCCUAGUGAAUUUUGACUGCUCUGCUAUGUGGGUGAAAAAAAGAUCAGAUUUAAUAGGUGCCUUUAAAUUAGAACCUCUUUACCUGCAGCAUCACCACCAGGAGUCUGGCCUUGUAACAGAUUACCGGCACUGGCAGAUCCCCCUGGGGAGGAGGUUCCGCUCCCUGAAGCUCUGGUUCGUGCUGAGGAUGUACGGGGUCACGGGACUGCAGGAGCACAUCCGCAAGCACGUCAGGCUGUCACAUCAGUUUGAACAUCUAGUCCUUCAGGAUGAAAGAUUUGAGAUCUGUGCUGAGGUUGUCUUGGGACUAGUCUGUUUUCGGCUGAAGGGCUCAAACGAACUAAAUAAGGCGCUUCUCAAAAGCAUAAACGAGGCCAAGAAGAUUCACCUGGUCCCGUGCUACCUGCGAGAGAAGUUUGUGCUACGCUUUGCUAUUUGUUCCCGCACGGUGGAAUCCACCCACGUCAAGUUUGCCUGGCAGCACAUCUCACGGCUGGCGACUGACCUCCUGCAAACAUGGGAGCAUGACAACCACCAGCAGUAACGGUGGUGAAGGAGCAGUGGGGAGGAGGUAAUUAGCUGGCUUUCUCUGUGUUGCCAAGCUUUAUUUUAGGGGCAGGUGGGAAAGUUGAAUUACGAGGGAAAAAAAUACAAAACCUGUUGUUUCGUAGCCCAGCUGCAGGAGCAAAACCCUUGCCAGCACGUUGUGUUGUAACCUUGGUGAUUCGUUCUCUACACUGUAUUCCUACGCACUGCAUUCUCGCCCUGCCUCUUUCCAGGCUGGAUGUGGCCGUGGGGGCUCAAGCUGUCAUUUCUUACCAUUUCUUAUCUGUCCGUUAUCCAGAGAGUUUAUUGAACCAGGCAACUCAAUGGGAAGUGUUAUUACUCCCUCUGUCAUCGUCAAUAAGCCCCUAGCACACCCACUCCAUUCUCUGUAGAUGAAACGGUGAGGUGUUAUAACCAAAUAAUUUAACGUUUUUAUGACUUCUGAAAAAAAAAUCCAAGUUGUGAGAAACUCAGUAACCUGGUUAUACACUGUUCACAUUCUAUCUAAACAGGCAAGUGCAAAGGUUAUAAUUCGGUAUUUUUGGUAUUCAAUCUUUUUAUAACUCAAGUUGGGACUUCAAGACUUCUUUCAUUACAUAGCCAAAUUAGGGGGAGUUGUGCAUUACAUUGACUGCCCUUAUGGCAGGUUCCCCGCUCUCUCCUUAAAGGUUUGCUUUUAAAACAGUGAUUUUGUCAUAUCUCAGCAAGUAUUUCAUGCUGUUUAUUGGUUUUCACUUAAAUCAUUCAGAAUGAGGCCUCUUAGAAGCUCCUUCUUCAGAGUUUUGCCAAAAUCCAUGUGCUACCUGAUGUUCUGUAUUUUUAACCAAGUUAUUAUAAGCAGUAACUAUGUAAAAUAAAUAAUCUGUAAG